AUGAGAAGUGCUGCUGUGAUAUGCAUGCUCGUCGGGACCAUCUCGGGAUUUACGAUCUCCUCGAAAACUGGAACAAAGAGGUAUUUGGUUAAGGGAGGAACCUGGCUGAGCCCGGAUUACAAGAUAAACUAUCAACUAGCAGCCAUGUCUAGUUCUGGAACCGCUGUGGAAUUCCAGACGGAAGAGAUAUCUCCAGGCACCAAGAUUAUAAAGGAGGUCGGCACUAACGAUGUCCUGGACCUUCAUCACCCAAAAAGUGGACAGACAAAGCUUAUUUUCCACAGCCAAAAUACUGGAAACACACAAAAGUUUGAGAUUGGAGGAGACGAGAAGAGUGGAUAUUACCUGAAGAACAACGGGAAGUGCCUGGAGUACGACGGGGCUGGUAACAUGUACGGCACUGCCUGUUCCUCAAACCCGGAGCAGAAGUUUGAUAUUGUCUACUCUCCUGAGGACCCGGAAUAUAAGCCUCCUGUUGAAGCGCCAGAAGCUCCUACCACCGAAGCUGGAGGAGAGGGCUUCAACAAUCAGGUUGCAUCUGAAAAUCCCAGUGCACAAACAGGGCUCGGAAACCUCAACAUCAGAGCACCACAGAUAGUUAUAUUUAAUGAAAAAAGAGGGCAUCACGCCCAUUCGCAACACCAUAAACACCAUGAGGGGGAGUCUUCUCUAUAUAGUAACAACGGUGACUAUCUCAUUGUAUGA
Messenger RNA from Encephalitozoon cuniculi GB-M1, 705 nucleotides. RefSeq lists its product as uncharacterized. Bases 1 to 705 code for a protein of 234 amino acids. Lineage: Eukaryota; Fungi; Microsporidia; Unikaryonidae. The record is from RefSeq and is marked provisional. The transcript has a single exon.